This is a messenger RNA of Diorhabda carinulata, 1682 nucleotides long. It is a transcript of the gene ZnT86D, whose product is annotated as zinc transporter 7. The transcript has 3 exons. Lineage: Eukaryota; Metazoa; Arthropoda; Insecta; Coleoptera; Chrysomelidae. Gene Ontology annotation, molecular function: zinc ion transmembrane transporter activity. Gene Ontology annotation, biological process: transmembrane transport; zinc ion transport; intracellular zinc ion homeostasis. The record is from RefSeq and is a predicted model, not a curated record. Bases 318 to 1376 code for a protein of 352 amino acids. Gene Ontology annotation, cellular component: Golgi apparatus; membrane.
CUUUCAGUCACCUCUUUUUACUGAGGUGUACGGUUUGCGGUUCUCUCAUAAUAUCUGUAAUCUAUGGCUGUGGGUAUUCCUCAGUCUGAAAUGAAGGGAAAGAAUGGUGGAUUUGGCUUAUCUUUAUUCAAAUAAACGGCCGGUAAUGGCUAGAUAAACACAUUUCUAUUAUUAUAUCUAUAACCUACAUUUUUUUUUAUAAAAUUCGUGAAUACUUCAACGUAAUAAAUAUCAAGACACGUAGCCAAUAGCUUAAUAAAAGUGGGUAUGUCACAGUAAAUUUUUGUAGCAUUAAUUCAAAAUUAUAUGUUACAAAUAUGUUACCGCUAUCACAUAAGGACACUUACCAAACGUAUUCAAGAGGUUUUGGCUCGAGAAUUAAAGAAAAGGUGAAUGGUUGGAUUAGGUUAAUAUUUUCAGAUAGAAGCUCAAGAAAUCUAUUUCUGUUUUUACUCCUUAAUCUAUCUUUUGCAUUUGUUGAAUUAAUUUAUGGCGUGUGGAGUAAUAGUUUAGGUUUAAUUUCCGAUUCCUUCCAUAUGUUUUUUGACUGCACUGGUCUUCUGGCAGGUUUAGUAGCAUCAGUUAUUACUAAGUGGAAAGCAAAUGAUAAAUAUUCUUAUGGUUAUGUGAGAGCAGAAAUUUUGGCAGGCUUUGUAAAUGGACUUUUUUUACUUUUUAUAUCUUUCUUUUUAAUGUCUGAAGCCGUUGAGAGAGCUAUUGAACCUCCUGAGGUCAAACAUGAAAGACUGUUUGUGGUGUCAGUGUUAGGUUUGUUAGUAAAUUUAGUUGGAAUAUAUGCCUUCCAACAUGGCCACUCCCAUGGAGGGUCUUCACAUGGCCAUUCUCAUGGAGGAGGAGCUGGGCAUGUACACAGUCACUCCCAUGCUGCCAAUAACCAUCAUCAUUCCCAUGACAUAGAAUUAGAUAGUGGAAAUUCCCAAAUAAUGAAAGGAGUCUUCCUGCAUAUUUUAGCGGAUACUUUGGGAAGUGUUGGAGUUAUAGUAUCGGCAGUUCUUAUGAGUAUGUUCGGUUGGAUGAUAGCAGAUCCCAUUUGUUCAAUGUUUAUUGCUAUACUUAUAGCUGUUAGUGUUUUGGCUCUAAUUAAAGAUUCUAUUAUGAUAUUGAUGCAGAGACAACCUGUGUCUCUAGACAAUGUUCUGCCUCAAUGUUAUCAAAAAGUUGUUAGUCUUGCAGGGGUGUAUUCUGUUCAGGAACCACAUUUUUGGACUUUGUGCAGUGAUUUUUAUGUGGGUGCUAUAAAGUUAGAAGUAUCAAAAACUGUAGAUCCAAAAUAUGUUGUGUCACAUACUCAGAUGAUUUUUGCGUCUGUAGGUGUAAGGCAGUUAUAUGUUCAGUUGGACUAUACGCCAAUGUGAUAAAUUGUUAUGGGUAAGUGAUAUGGGUUCUAUCCAAAUUUAGUAAAUUCAAUUAAAUCUGAUUAUAAACAGUAAAAAAAAACAAUUUGUUAUAUCAGACAUUAAAUUUUAUACCUUUUUAUAUUAUUUUUUUUUAUUAUAUUGUACAUGUAAUAGAAAAUGAGAUUCUGUUAUUUUUUUAAGUUAUUGAAUGUAUAUAAUGUUGAUAUUUGACUUUUUCUAUAAAAAGCUUAUAUCAAAAAUUCUCUAGAAUAAAUAACAUAUGUUUAUAAAAAAAUUUCCAUAUAAUAAACUUGAAAAUUUGUA